AUCCGGGGAGGCCUGAGAAAGGGACGGCCCUUUUCGCUGCGCAGGGGGGAGCGGCGUGGAGUGAGCGCGACGUGCGGCCGCCGCCAUGCCGCAGAACGAGUACAUCGAGCUGCACCGCAAGCGGUACGGCUACCGGCUGGACUACCAUGAGAGAAAGAGGAAGAAGGAAGGGCGCGAGGCUCACGAGCGCUCCAGGAAGGCCAAGAAGAUGAUCGGGCUGAAGGCCAAGCUGUACCACAAGCAGCGGCACGCCGAGAAGAUCCAGAUGAAGAAGACAAUUAAGAUGCAUGAGAAGAGAAAUACAAAGGAAAAGAAUGAGGAAAAAACACCUAAAGGAGCUGUACCAGCAUACCUGCUGGACAGAGAGGGCCAAUCCCGGGCUAAGGUUCUCUCUAACAUGAUCAAACAGAAACGAAAAGAAAAAGCUGGGAAGUGGGAAGUUCCUUUGCCGAAGGUCCGUGCACAGGGAGAAACAGAAGUUUUAAAGGUGAUUCGUACAGGAAAGAGAAAGAAGAAGGCCUGGAAGAGAAUGGUUACAAAAGUUUGUUUUGUUGGAGAUGGAUUUACUAGGAAACCUCCUAAGUAUGAACGAUUCAUUCGACCAAUGGGCUUACGUUUCAAGAAGGCACAUGUGACACAUCCUGAACUUAAAGCUACUUUUUGCCUGCCUAUCCUUGGUGUAAAAAAGAAUCCUUCUUCUCCUUUGUAUACAAGUUUGGGUGUAAUUACCAAAGGUACUGUCAUUGAAGUGAAUGUGAGCGAACUGGGCCUCGUGACACAAGGGGGCAAAGUUAUUUGGGGAAAAUACGCACAAGUAACAAACAAUCCAGAAAAUGAUGGCUGCAUUAAUGCAGUUCUCCUUGUCUAAAUUGUUUGAUACUACACAUUGGACACUGCCUUCUACAAAAUCAACAGAGUUUCAAUAAUUUUGGAAGAUCUCUGGAACCUUCAACCAAUCAGGCAUGCUGAUCCCUUAAGUGUGCCAGAAAGACUGUUCAGAUCUUUAUAUUUAAAAUUUGUUUAUCUGACCAUUGUCCAAAUAAAGAGAUUCAAUUUUUAUGUUUUGUUACUAUGUUAUGGAUUUGAUCUUAACCUUCAUGAUUCUAGAACAGCAAUCAAGCAGCUUAGAUUAUUUUCUAUAUUUAGCUCACAUCCCUAGUGACAGGAAGUACAGCCAUUAUCUCCUGUGAUGGUUUACUGUAAAGCUAAAGUUGUGGAGAUACAUAAGAACUUGCAUCCUGCUGCUGGGGAUGCAGUAGAGGUAGAAGAAUGCAGUCUUGCUGCAGACUGACCUUAGAAAUUUAACUCUUGAGUUUGGUAUUUGCCCUGGAGAAGGAUGGGUUUGGAUCACAGGUGCUAUGUGAGUGUGCAGGAAGGGAAGCAUAUUAGAAUCAUAGAAUGGCUUGGGAUCUCAAGGAUUAUUGGGUUGCAACCAUAGCAAUCUUGAGUGCUUUUAAAAAACAUUAAAGUGAAAGUUGUAAGCAUCAGCUGGUAGCAUAUAUUUAGCUUCCAUCUUCAAAGUACAGGGAACAAAAACUGCUUUACACUGACUUCUUCCAGUCAAGAAUUUUGUGGUAAAUAAACUAGGCAUCAUCUAUCACUACAAACACACACUGAUAUGCACACCAUUUAUUCCUAUUUUUACACAGUACUUCAGGUCAAGCAGAGGAGCUUUUAAGCACAAAUUUGAAGUAAAAUCCUUAACUUUUUCCAGUUUGAGAACCCUCUUAUUCCCCAACAUUGUAAGAGGGAACUUUCAAACAAAGCUCAGGCUUCUUCAGAAGCCAAGUAGUGAGUAGUCUGGGGGGUUGUUUUUAAACACGAAAGAGGCAGCUACCUGCACCUGUCAUGCCUGCAACAAGCUACAGGAAUAGGCAGUCUGAGUAUCAGAUGACAGCAGAUAAAAUUUGAAAGGACCUGCUGAAAUUGUCAAAGCUUCCUACUUAAACCAGAGUCAACUAUAGUGGUCUGAGGACAGUGUUCAGACGGGUUUUAACUAUCUCUAGGGAUGGUGAUUUAUGAUGGGCAAUGUGAUCCAGUGUUUGACCACCCUGAGUGUUUAUAAGUUAGGAAGCUUAAUAGAAUUUUCUUCACUCCAGUUUGUAAUGAAUGAGAAUGCUUCUCAUUCUGUGAUUUUGAUUCUGAGAUUCUGUUACUGAGCUCCACUAAGAAUCUGGUUUCAUCUUUAUACCCUCAGAGCAGGUAUUUGUACAGAAGGGAAAGAUGUCUACUCCCCCAGCCUCAUGUACAAGCGAUGCUCCAAUCAUCUUCAUGACCAUAACAGCAUUUCCAGAUCAGGAACUCUAGCCAGGAGCAUCCUGCUUCUGCACAUUCCGUGAUUUUUCUUACACCAUCCAAGAGAAGCAGUACUUUAACUGUUUCCCCCUCUUACAGGCUACUUUGUUAGUUUACCAGUUUGCCCUAGACUGGACUCUAUACUGUAACUGAUUAUGGUUCUUGUUUAUUUCUGCAAUGGUAAGUGAUUCAAAACUAAAAGCAGGUCACAAGCUAGUAAUUUGCUUGAGGAGAGGGCAUUUUUUCAAAAUGUUACAUUACCUUUUAAUGCAUUUUAAUAACAAACUCAGCUACCUCAAGAGCACUACUACAUUUUGCGUUGUAAAUACAUGACUUGUUGGCUGAGUAAUACAAUUAUUGCAAAUAAAAUUACAUUUUAAACACUAUACAGAGAGUUGAUAAGUUCAUAGCAAUGCAGGAUGAUGGGAACUGCAAAAUGCAUACAGUAAACAUACUUCUUAAAAAGCUGUAGAAUAGGCUGCUUCGUAAGAUGCAUAAGUUAAUACAGCAUUUUUUUUUUUUUUUUUUUUAAGUACAGGAAUUCUUUUUCAGUGAAUAUACUUACAGCAUUUAAAGCUCUUCGGUAGCAGACAGAUUGCAAGGUAAUAGAUUGCAAAAUAACACCAAAUGUAACUACACUGUUUUGUUCUAGUGAAUUAAACCACUUUAAAAGAUGCCUCCUGCAUAGCAGAAAGGAAUCAAAUAUUUAAAAAUAAAUCACAAAAUAAGUUUAAUUACCUUUUCAAAACAUUUCAAAAGCAGUCAAGACAAUACAAAGAAAGGAAAAUUCAGAACACACUUACUAGCUCUAAGUACAGUACUCUAGAUCAGCAUCACAUCUUUCAUAGAAUUUAUAAAUACUAGUUUAAAAAACAUCUAACACCACAUUCAUGAAAAUAAAUAUAGAAGUAUAUCCCCUUGGUAGUAUCUUUUAAUGGUCACUCGAGGAGAGGAUGAAACUUAGGCCUAUUUAUUGCUGUUUUCAUCCUAGUAGUGUUGAUAAGUUCUAAAUGAUCGAUUUGAUUACUGACACCCACAAAUGAAAUGGAAAAGAAGUACACCAACAAACAAAGUAUGACUUAUUUAAAACAAAUUUAAACGAAACUGGAAUAAAUACAUAUUUUUAUGUAAAGGGCUAUGGAACAUGAGAAUGGCAAACAAGAAUUCUGCAUGAAAUGAAACCAAAAGAAACUGUGAGAAACAAAGCAAGUUCUAUUGAAAAUUAAGCAGCAUACAAGAGAAACAUUUUUACAAGCAAUGCAUUCAAACACAGAACUAUUUACUAUUUAAGUGCAAUGUUGAAAUCACAAGUAAAGAUUCUUUAAACUCCAUUCCCAGGCUAAAUAAAGCUCAAAAAUAAUACUGCUCGCUUUCACCAUACACACGUAACCGUAACAACAUACCAUAACAGUAUCUGGUACAAACAAAUGAACUUGAUGUUUCAAUCACCGGUUUGCUGGUGUGGUAAGAUCUUAAAUUGUUUAGCAAUUCAGUGGUAGUAAGCCAGACAGUGAACCGACCAAAGAAAAACUGUCCAGGCAUAAAACAAUUUUUCCCAAGGUAAAACAUUUCAGUCAAUACAGUUGUCAGAUAAGUUUCCUUGCUUCAAUGCAAUGGAAGGUAUAGAUGAUUAAACUACUGUUCCAACUGGACAAUCAUCACAACAAUACAAACUAUUAUAUUUAAAUCAGUAGUUUGAUUUGGCUACUAUAUAUUUACUGCAAGACAACUGAUGCCCAAGAAGUUAUUAGAGAAACAAACUCCAUUCUAGCUCGAAGUACUGCUGUGAUCACAGUUAAGAACUAUUUCUAGGUUUCAAGACCAUACUGCUUAUUAGAACUGCUAAUUGCACCACGACUGCCCACAGUAGGUAGAUAGCAAUCUGGCCAUUGGCUACUAUCUCAAGUACCCCAAAAAAAUACAGCUAGCUACCCAAGAGUACACGUAAAGAUGUGAAUUUUAGCUCAGUAUUUCAAAACUUUCUGGAAUUUGAUCAGAUACCUGACUUUUUUUUUUUUUUUU
This is a messenger RNA of Phasianus colchicus (ring-necked pheasant), 4317 nucleotides long. RefSeq names its product NSA2 ribosome biogenesis factor (gene NSA2). Lineage: Eukaryota; Metazoa; Chordata; Aves; Galliformes; Phasianidae. The record is from RefSeq and is a predicted model, not a curated record.